AAAAACCAGGAAAGCUGUUAGAUAUCAUACUCAAAGCCUUCAAAGGAGUGGGUGAGGGAGUUGUCCAUUUGGGACAUUUCCUUAUCGACCAUCACUCCAUUUAUAACUAUCACCAACGAUCUUCAUUAAGAGGGAUUUUUUUAAAAAAGUCACCAUAACCAAAGGGAGAGAGAGAGAGAGAGAGAGAGAGAGAGAGAGAGAGAGAGAGGGAACAUAGAUUCUAGAUAGGGUUUGGUUAAUUUGUGACUUGACGGUUGAAUUGUUUACAUUUAUAAUAUUUUUAUGCGUUAGAUGUGAAUAUAUCGUUUAUCUCUACUGCCUGCCACCCUUCGCAGAAGCAUCAACCGGUAGUACUUCUCACAAGGGGUUUUGGAUUUAGUGGUAGUGUUGGGCUAUGCAGUCUGUAGAAAUCCAAUCUUUCAGGGUGGUAGCAGUUGCAGAUGGAUGAAGAGUAACAAGCCAAAACAAUAGCUCAAGUGAAAGGCUAAGCAAUCAUUUUGAUUAGUACAAGAAAGCUGUAAGAAUAGGGGAAAAAACAAAAGUGGAAGAGGAAAAUCCGAACGUCUAGGAAUCUGGAUUUCCAGGGUAAUUAUCUGCCCCCUCAGAGGCCUGUCCACCAAGUUAGACACAUAAUACCGCAAGAAACACAGCAACAAUCUCCAGGCACAACAGGUGCUCAUUUUCAACAUCUUCAACCUCAACAAAACCAACCACCAUAUGGACAAGAAGAAGUAGAGGCCAACAGACAGUCUUUGAAACAAACCAGUACUUCAAAAUAUAGAGAAAGGAUGGGAAUGAAAAGCGCUGAAGGAGAAAUAGUUCAAGUCCAAGGAGGCCACAUUGUUCGAUCCACCGGCCGAAAGGACCGCCAUAGCAAGGUCUAUACUUCAAAAGGUCCUAGAGAUCGCAGGGUCCGGUUAUCAGCCUACACUGCCAUUCAAUUCUAUGAUGUUCAAGACCGGCUAGGCUAUGACCGACCCAGCAAAGCAGUGGAUUGGCUCAUAAAGAAGGCAAAGUCUGCCAUUGACAAGCUUGCUGAGCUACCGCCAUGCCAUCCAAAUGUUAGUAACACUGCGGCCAAUACUAUGUUAGACGAGCCUAAUCUAGGCUCAAGUGGUGAAAUACCAAUACAAGAUCAGUCAGGGUCGUCUGGAUAUAGCUUUCAGAUCCAUAGGCAAUUGGGUGAUAACACAAACAAUGAUUCAUCUUUCAUUGCGCAGCCUUUAGACACUGAUUCAAUAGCUGAUACCAUAAAAUCUUUCUUCCCUACAAACACCACAAACUCAUCAAUCAACUUUCAGAACUACCCAGAUGAUAUAAUCUCAAGAACUACAAUCCACACAGAAGAUCUUGGCCUAUCACUUCAUUCGUUUCAAGACUCUGGUCUAAUCCAUGGACAGUCACGGGGAGACACAAGCCACACACCUUCAACCGAUCAGACCCUUUUCGCAGGCUCAGCUUCAGUGGGGUUCGAUGCCAACUUUCAUCGAUUGGUAGCUUGGAACAAUAACUCAAGCUCAGAAAAUAGAGAUGGUAGUUUUAUGUUUAACUCGCCUUCGUUGUCACAACAAGCGGCAUUAGCAUUUUCUGAGAGGGGGCCCCUUCAGUCCAGUUUCAUGCAAUCAGUUCGGGCUUGGGAAGAUCAUACUAUGGGCUCCACAGACCACCAAAGCACACAUGAAAUUCAACAGUCUUCAAUUUUCGGUUGUCGCUUUGUAUCUGAUAGAUUGCCAGGAUUUAACAUUCCUGCCAUAAUUCAUGGUGAAGACGAGCACAGAGAAAGGCCAUCCUCUUCUUCUCCCAAUUCUCACCAUUGAAUCUGUCCCAAGGUACUUGUUUCUUUUUUCAAAUUUUGUGCUUAUUGUAUGCGUGAAUCCUAGACUCCUGGUCCUAGAAAAAGUUUCUUUAUGAGCAAAUUAAGUGAUUAUUUCACUCAAACCCUACAAGCAGAUAUUUUGUUACCCAGAGCCCUAUAAGUGAUAUAUCCAUCAUUAACAUUAAUCAAUUGCAAGGAGAAUUUCAAACUUUA
Molecule: messenger RNA, 2029 nt
Organism: Mangifera indica (mango)
Lineage: Eukaryota; Viridiplantae; Streptophyta; Magnoliopsida; Sapindales; Anacardiaceae
Product: transcription factor TCP4-like
Exons: 3
Coding region: 789-1817 (342 amino acids)
Biological process (GO): regulation of secondary shoot formation
Cellular component (GO): nucleus
Molecular function (GO): DNA-binding transcription factor activity; sequence-specific DNA binding
Source: RefSeq, a predicted model, not a curated record